UGUGACGUUCGCGAACGAACCGAUUCUUUUGAACGGAUCAUAAACAUGAACGAUGGGAGCCGAGUCGCGGCUGGGGGGGAGCCGUUCUUUCUGUCGUUCUUUUUUUCUUAUGCGUGUUUCACACAGAUGCACACAAAUUAGCUCCUCCGCGAGAUAGAACAGUUAUAGGGGGAGGGGCGCACCCAGCGCAGGGGUGCUACUGCCUAACAGCAUGAUGAUAGUUGUACACGCAUCCUUCACGUGAGUACUCCAGUGGAAAAAAACCCUGCGUGCCUCUGUCAUUGGGUAGGAGCGGAGCCAUGACUUGUGCACGCUGCAGUCACAUGCUUACUUCAGUUAAAAAAACAAACAAACAAAAAAAAAACACGUGCGAGUGCCUCUCUGUCUCAGUCCCAACGUCAGUAAUAGCGGGUCGUUCGAAGGAAGAAGACAAACACGUGACACGUCUGAAAAUGAGCCAGAGGAAAAGGAGCAGCAUUUUGGUGCACUUUUCUCGCGAAGAAAACAGUAAGGCUAAAUGCAGCAUUUGUCAAAAAGUCAUUUAAUUUAAGUCUGGGUCAACAAAUAAUUUACACAGGCAUUUGAAGACUCAACACGCAACACUGCAGGUCACAGGUCUGAGAGCAGAGCCAGACUCAGACAACAACAGUGACGCUGAUGUGUCCAUUGCCUCCUCUGCCUCCAAAUCAAGUGCAACUGCAGCCACAGCAGCCUGUGACCCCACUGGGCCCACCACAUCGCCUGGCCAGGCACGACCAAAAAGAAAGCAGACAUCCAUCACUCAAUAUUUACCUCCUGUCUUGACCCCAUUAAGACAGGAGAAGAUAGACGAAGAGCUGGCAAAGAUGAUAGCCACUGACUUCCAGCCUUUCUCAAUAGUGGAGGACACAGGAUUCAAAAAAUAUUCACAGGCGCUCAACCCCUCCUACAUUCCUCCAAGUAGGAAGGCACUAGCCCAGAAGGUCAUGGAUAUGUAUGACAGGGAGACAGCAUCUUUGAAGAGAAGGGUGUCAAAAGUACCAGCUGUCUGUUUAACCACAGACUGUUGGACUUCAAGAACGACAGCAUCAUAUAUGUCUGUAAUCUGCCAUUUUAUCGAGGAUUUCCGUGUGGCCUCCUGGACUGUUUUGAAUUCAGUGAGCGGCACACAGCAGACAACAUUGCAGAACAGCUGCUUAGUGUUGCAGCAGAGUGGAGGGUGGACAAGAAAGUAGUGUGCUGCCUAACCGAUAAUGCGGCAAAUGUUACUAAGGCUAUACAAACCAUUGGAUGGAUGCACCUACCAUGCCUGGCCCAUACUAUUAACCUGGUGGUAAGAGAUGCCCUGCAAGCUUCAAAGCCCAUCAUUGAUAAGGUGAAAGAGGCAGUGGAGUACUUUCACAGAAGCACCGUGGGGGCACAAAAACUGAAGGAGACUCAACUACAAAUGAAGAUGGAGGAGCUCCGACCGAAACAGGAUUGUCCUACAAGGUGGAAUUCCACCUACUACAUGUUGAAAAGCUUUAUUGCCAGUAAAAAUGCCAUCAUCUCCACCCUGGCCGUCAUCAAUGCACCUGUCCGCCACCUGUCCCAGGAGGAAUGGACCACAGUGCAAGAAAUAUGCACAAUCUUGCAACCAUUUGAGGAAGUCACUGUGGAACUCAGUGCAGAAAGCUACUUGACAGCCUCGAAGGUCAUAGUGCUGGCCAGGGGACUUCAAAGAGCCACCGCUGAUUUCCGGCAAAACACUACAACAGCGGCAGCGCAAGGUGUGAUCGACAGUCUGUGUGCGAGUAUGUCAUCACGAUUCCACAGGAUUCAUGCCAACCACAUACUAGCAGAUACUGCUGCACUUAACCCGCGUUUUAAGAGGAUGGCCUUCCAUGAUGGCGGAACAGCAGAUGAGACGUUUCAAAGGCUGUCAGCUGCAGUAACAAGAAUUAGCAGUGGCACACCCAUCCAACAGCAACCAGCUGCAGAAGGACUGGAAGGAGCAGGCAGUGGUGCUGGAUCAAUAGUUUGGAGCUAUUUCCAUGAGGAACAGGUAGCUGGAACAGUGGAAGCCAGGAAUCCCACCGCCGAUGCUGUCAUGGAGGUGCGAGCCUACCUGGAGGAGCCUCUUCUUCCAACACAUGAGGAUCCCCUCAAGUGGUGGGAGAGUCGAGCCCCGUUUACCCCAGGCUUAGCAAGCUGAUGGCCAAGAAGCUUUGUGUUGUGGCAACAUCAGUUCCCUCUGAGAGAAUAUUCUCGAAAACUGGACAGAUAAUCUCAGAGAGGAGAAGCCGCCUUAAGCCCAAAAAGGUCAGAGCUCUUGUCUUCCUUAAUGCAAAUUUGCCCAAGGACAAGAAAGAGAGGCAGAAAAAGCCAUAAAGUAAGGAACUGCUUUGUAUUUAUUUACAUUGCAUUUUGUGUUCAUUUAAAACUUGAAGGGGCUGAUCUCUUAUUUGCAAAGUUUACAGUAGUUAUAGUAGUAAUAGUGGACUGUAUGUAGACAUUUCCAUUUUAUUUAUUCUAAUUUUAUCUACAGUAUAUAUAUAUAAACUUUAAAUAUUUUUUAUUUUCUAUCAAAAUGUUCUUGUGUGAUAAUGUUCUUGUGUGGAAGUGUUUGUAGUAAAAGCUAUUUUGCACAGAAAUUCAUUGCAGCCGGCUUUGUUUUUGAUGUUUAUUUGUGAGUAGGUAUUGUAUGAAUAACAUAAGUCAACGUAGCUUUACACAUACACACACUUUGUACUAAAGGUAAAUCCAAAAUAGUGAUGUCACUGUCUAAGCAGAGGGAUGUUGUGCAACCCUAUGGAAUAUAGUCCACACAUGACAAAUGAGGUAAUAAUCAAUAUUUCAGAAUAAUUCAAACUCAGAUAUUAGUGUGUGAUAUCUGAGUUUUAAUUAUUUGACUACAAAUCACCUCAUCAUUCCUCCCAGUGAUUAUUUCCAGGAUAAACUGAGAUGCCCCCAAGCUGGCUUCUUAAAGCUGACUAAAUAUUUAAAAAGAGCCAAAAGAGCCGUUCUUUUGAACGGCUCUUUGAAAGGAACGGAUCGCCAAGAUCCGGAUCCCCUCAAAGAGCCAUAAAUCCCAUC
Molecule: messenger RNA, 3054 nt
Organism: Brienomyrus brachyistius
Lineage: Eukaryota; Metazoa; Chordata; Actinopteri; Osteoglossiformes; Mormyridae
Product: E3 SUMO-protein ligase ZBED1-like
Exons: 3
Coding region: 1274-2173 (299 amino acids)
Source: RefSeq, a predicted model, not a curated record